Trematomus bernacchii (emerald rockcod) is the source of this 1925-nucleotide messenger RNA. It is a transcript of the gene adad1, whose product is annotated as adenosine deaminase domain containing 1 (testis-specific). Gene Ontology annotation, cellular component: cytoplasm; nucleolus. The record is from RefSeq and is a predicted model, not a curated record. The transcript is spliced from 13 exons. Gene Ontology annotation, biological process: adenosine to inosine editing; RNA processing. Gene Ontology annotation, molecular function: double-stranded RNA binding; double-stranded RNA adenosine deaminase activity; tRNA-specific adenosine deaminase activity. NCBI's taxonomy places the organism in Eukaryota, Metazoa, Chordata, Actinopteri, Perciformes, Nototheniidae. Bases 107 to 1693 code for a protein of 528 amino acids.
GUUUGUCUUUUAACCUCAAACAUAAGCGUUAUAGUGAGAGUUCGCCGCAAAUUCGCGGUGGAGAGGUUUCAUUUCGACAGUUAGCUUAACUACUGCACGAGGAACCAUGCACGCAAUGUCAAAUCAACCACGCAAAGAUACUUCUUACAAACAAGGGAAGGGUUCGUAUAAAAAUGGUUAUGCCAAACCAACAGCUUCACCUAAAGAACUGAUUGAAAUAUACAAGCAAGGUGAGACAAACGCCAUCUCUUUGAUCCAUCAGCUUGCCCAGGUUUUGCAGUUCCACUUGGAGAUGAAGGAGACAGUGACUCCAGGCAAUUUACCAGGGCUUUAUUUUGCCUUUUGCGUGGUGAUUGAUGGGUUUGAGUACAGGACUGGUGUUGGAAUAACAAAGAAGGAGGCUCGGCUGAAAGCGGCACAGCUCGCUCUGCCGGACCUGCUGCCCACCUUGGAUUGUUUGAAGUCUGACUUCCCCGAAGCAGCAGGUGUCCGUCCACCACUGCCAGUAAAAGAGAAGCCCUCCAUCUCUGACCUUUAUCCUUGUAAAGCCGAUCAUGAAAGAACAACUCCUGUAAACCAUCGGAUUCCCAACGCUGUCAAGGAUCAGCUCACUAAACUGAUGAACAGCCACCCAGAGUUCACUGCCUGCGCUGGCACCACAGCAGCGUUCAUCAUGCAGACUUCCGGCGGAUAUGAUGUGGUCGCUCUAGGCACUGGAAACUUUAAUACCAGAGAGAGUACCUCGUUGAAUGGACGUGUUGUGCAUGAUUCACAUGCAGUGGUUACUGCAAGGAGAUCUCUUAUGAGGUUUCUGUACCGGCACCUGCUGAUGUUCUUCAGCAAAACGGCCAAUCUGACGGAGAAGUCGAUCUUCCAGCGGAGCAGCAGCAGUGGCCUCCUCACCCUGAAGAGCGGCAUCAGCCUCCACCUCUACGUGAACCAGCUGCCAAAGGGAGCCGCUCGGAUCCCGUCCCAACUGCGUCUGAACCCACUCUCUAUUUCGGCGUGGCAAGUCAACAACGAGAUCAGCCUACACCUGUCAGUGGAGGGGAAGGUGUUCUCUGUUUUCGCGUCAGAUUUUGAUCACUCUGGCUCCAAAGUGGUUAGCAUGUCCACCACAGACAAGCUCACUCAGUGGCAGGUGCUAGGAUACCAGGGAGCCCUGCUCAGCCACUUCAUUGAGCCCGUCUAUGUGCAAAGCAUCCUUAUAGGUGACACUUGCUGCACUGAUAUCCGUGGCAUGAAGAUCUCUGUUAGCCAGCGUGUGGAGGGGGUCACCUCCCUGCUGCCCAUGUUCUACUGCAUGAUGAGACCCCACAUCAGCCUGGUGCCGUCUGUGGCCACCAACAGCACCGACGGAGGGAAGUUCACCUACGGUAUCAACUGGAGCGAAGGAGACAGCUCCCUGGAGGUGGUGGAUGGCCUGGAGGGCAAGACCAUAGAGGAGUCUCCCUUCAAGAGUGGCACUGCUCUUGCAAGCCGCCUGUGCAAAGCGGCGAUGUUGCACCGCUUCAAGUUGGUGGCCAAAGAGGCCCAGAGGCCGGAGCUGCUGGCAACGAGCUCCUACAGCAAGGCCAAGAGGAUGGCCAAGGCGUACCAGGAGGCGAAGAACGUGCUGAAGGCGUACCUGCUGCAGCAAGGCUUCGGUGCCUGGCCGGUCAAGGUGUCUGCGAGUGAUAACUUCGGCAUAUGAAGAGCUUUUUAUCUGGGAAAUAGUUUUGCUUCCUUAUGUGCAUGGUGAUGAGUGACUUACAUUGUUUUACUGUUUAAAAAUAACAUUUUGCCAAUGUGUUGGAAAUGAGCAUGUUCAAUACAGUAUGUGAUCAUUACUUUCUGUAUCCCUGCUGAACAGUAUGUGUGCCUCAGUGAGCCAUGGCUAAUGCUCAAUGAUGGAACAACUAAAUAAAACCAAACCAUAGCUCAAA